Rhipicephalus sanguineus (brown dog tick) is the source of this 563-nucleotide messenger RNA. RefSeq lists its product as uncharacterized. The transcript has 3 exons. The record is from RefSeq and is a predicted model, not a curated record. NCBI's taxonomy places the organism in Eukaryota, Metazoa, Arthropoda, Arachnida, Ixodida, Ixodidae. Bases 166 to 516 code for a protein of 116 amino acids.
UGGAUAUUUUACUUCAAACAUUGCGCACGUAGUUUGUUACGUAUGUCGGAAGACGAGCGUGUGUCUGCUGCUGCUGACGAUAACUGACGCAAGUGAAAACGACCAGACAAGGUGGCGAUCUAUUGAAGUGACAGCAGUUUCGACAAGGUUUGACAGGGUGGCAUCAUGUUCAAGUCCAUAUUUGGCCGGAAAGCGACUCCUGCGGAGCAGCCUGCAUUGUUCCAGGAGAGCCAGCAGGGCGACUUUGUGGUCUUCGAGAGCCCAGCCGUUAGUGAGCCACCUCAGGCCGCCGUAGAUCCUCUUGUGAACAUGGAAACCCAGCGUUCUCCACCACCUACAAGCCAGCCACAUGGUAUUGACGGUGUGCCUUUUCAAUUGAAUGCCUGCCUGACCCAGUCUGGCACCACUGCUGGGAAUGUGGAUGCGCUGCUUCGCAGCUUGCGGAGCAUGGGUGACCUCUCCUGGACCGAGUAUGACUACAGUGUUGAGAGACGCAUACUGCGGGAUUAUGCGUAAGGACUGGUGCUGUGUGCAUACUGCCACCAUUGACGGCGAGUCAUGCA